Messenger RNA from Camponotus floridanus (Florida carpenter ant), 2915 nucleotides. RefSeq lists its product as uncharacterized. NCBI's taxonomy places the organism in Eukaryota, Metazoa, Arthropoda, Insecta, Hymenoptera, Formicidae. The transcript has 5 exons. The coding region runs from base 24 to 2690 and encodes 888 amino acids. The record is from RefSeq and is a predicted model, not a curated record.
GGCCGAGCCCGCGAACAAACACCAUGGAUAUCUCGAGCAUGCUCGAAGUACAGGUGAAGGAGGAAACGGACGUUAAGGAAAACGUAACACCAGGACAAGAUCAGGCAUCCAGCACGACCAGCACAGUCCCACCAAUUUCUCAGGAGGAGAGCAAUUUCUACAAGCUUAUGUUCAAAAAUGACAUUUCAUCCGUGCGAUAUCGAAGACUCCAUUGUACAGCUUGUGAUAUGCAUAUUGGUUCUGCUCCAGCUCAGAUCGAUAACAUGUUUGAACAUCCUGUGCUUCGCACAUUGUUAUGUGCGAAUUGUCGUGAAUUUUAUGGAGAUGGUAGCUUUGAACAAGGUGAUGAUGCUACAGAUAUGUUCUGUAGAUGGUGUGCAAAUGGUGGCAAUUUAUAUUGCUGCUCAUAUUGUAGUAAUACAUUCUGUUAUAAAUGUAUAAAACGAAAUUUCGCUCUUUCGAUAAGAAAAAAAAUUGAAGCGGACGAAAAAUGGAAAUGUUUUGUAUGCAAUCCAACUGAUUUAUAUAGCGCAAGGGGUAUAUGCUGGGCUCUACUUGAAUAUGUACGGACAAUGACAAGGAUAAUACAAAAUGAUAAAGAUUUAAGCGCCUCCGAGAUUGAAGCAAAGAUGAAUUUGGAUGAAACACCCUGUUGCCCACGUAGGAGGAAACGUAAGCGUCGAAGAAUGGAAUCCAAUUCCGAAGAAGAGGACGAAACAUACAUACUUGAGGAGGAAACCAGUAAACCAAUUAAGAAAUUGCCAGUUAGAAUCAAAGCAAACGGCAGAGUUGAAAAACCAGUUUUUGUGAGAGUAAAAUCUGCGCCGAUUCCCAUCAGACCACGUCCGUCUUCGUAUUUGACUGGCCCAUCGCAAUCUACGAAUUGCGAAAGCUCAUCAGAGAGCAUCGUCGUUCCAUCGCCUAGCGUGAUAAAUUCAAAUACUUCAUUACCAUCGAGAUACGAUUCUAAUGUAUUGCAGCAGCCUCCUCUGUACCAUACAACUUUUAUGAACAGCGCAGGAUCUAACACUUACAUACGAACACCCGCUAUAGUGAAUCCUACGACUCGGAAUCGGAUUAUUCUUCCGGCACCACCACCGCCGCCAAUACAGUCAUCAACCUCGUAUCAAAUGCCGCCGCCACCGCCAGUAUCAACCCCGUAUCAACAGCCACAGUCGCUUCAGUCUUCACAAAACACAAUGGUGUCUAUACCUAAUCCGACAGACAAAAGUGGCAGAUCGGUCUAUCUUCUUCCGAAGCGGAGAAAAGUGAAUCUAACAUUGACUCCCAAUAUAAUUGAUCUCGAUAGUGAUUCCGACGACGAGCCAAGAGUCGUUCAACAACAAAAUAAUCCAACAGUCAAUGGGGACGACGACAUGGAUGUUGUAGAUAUUUCGCUCGACAAAGUGGUACCUGUGGCUCUCACUUGGGAAAAUAGCGACGAUGAUGGCGUAAAGGAGGAACAACCUCUGCGAGAAAUGAGCUCGACUUUGACAAAGAAUGUCGCUUCUUUCAGUGAAAUAAUGUUGCCGUACAGUCAAGAACUCGAUAAACUUUUAAGUGACGUGAAAGAAAAAAUGUAUUGUUUUUUCGAUUUAAAUAACGCGAUACAAGACGUUGAAGUGGCAGCCCAACAGAAGAUUAAGCAGUUCUAUUGGAAUAUGCGCAACACAGUCCUCCAAUUAACGAAUAUCAAUGAUAGGAUAGUGCGCGAGUACAACGGAUGGUGGAGGUCUCAAAAGACAGAAACACAACUUGCAGAAAUGCAGUCUUCACUAGAUGAAAACGAAUUAGCGUCCCAAGAAAAUGUAGAAAUUCCUUUAGAUAUGAUCUGUGUUAACGAUUCUGAUACCGAAUCCGAUUAUGAAGGAUCGGAAUAUCGAAUUAAGAAACCAUCCGAUCUUGUUAAAAGUGGCAAUAUUAUUGAAAACUUGUUAUUUUCUAAAAAAACAGUUAUACAUCGUGGCACUGGUGAUGCUAAAGUGCAUUUGUCUGUGGACAAAACAACUCAAGUGUACAACAUCCCAAGAGAUUAUGAGAAAUGUAUCUCUUAUUCUAUGUUGACAAAAUCUAAUAAUGAUUCAAAAGUGGACAAUAGUGUCUUGAAACAAAUGUCACCACCAGACAAAAAUUUUGGUAAAUAUGAGGAACAGUUUAUAUUUUAUUUGCAGCACAUCGAAGAUCAUGGCUUUCAGACAGAAGAUGUAGAAAGUUUUGAAGACUCGCAUGAAAUACCGUUUCAAGAAUUGAUAGAAACAAAUUCAUCAUUUAUUUCACAUUUACUUAAAAAUACCAAUUCAACUGAUAUAUCUACUGAUAUAUCUACUGAUGAAUCGAAAAUUUGUGAAAAAGAAAAAAGUGAGAAAAAUAAUUUAAAUGAUCAUAUUAAUGCAAUAAACGAUAUGACUGAUACGUUGAAAAGUACAAUUAAUAAUGAUGACCAAAAGAUUCUUAAUGACUCAGAUUCUGAUAUUACAAUACAAAAAACAAAAAAUAUCAGAAUACAAGGAAUGAUUCUACUUGAUGAAAAAUUACAAAAUACUCACGACAAUGUAACAGAUGGAGGGACGACAUCGAUAAUGUCAAAUAAUGAAGAUCCAAAAUCAGGCACAAUUGUUAAUAAUACAGUAAAUAUGGAAACAACUACUUCAAAGGGAAAUGAGGAUGAUUGUACUAUUAUCGAUGAUUAAUGAGAGACAUUGUUUAUCAAUGUGCAGUUCAUCAAAUUCUAAUGAUUGCAAUUAAUUUGCAAUUCACAAAAACGCGUUUUUUCAUUUCCAAUUUUUUAUCUUUUGAAUAUUUUAAUGUGUCAGAAAUAAUUUACAUUGUAUAAAAGUUGUAUAAUAGUUUAUCUUGAACAUGAUUGUAAAGAUAUUUGAUCUAGAAAAAUCAAAUAAAGAGCUUGUUUCUAAAAG